Molecule: messenger RNA, 1437 nt
Organism: Hirsutella rhossiliensis
Lineage: Eukaryota; Fungi; Ascomycota; Sordariomycetes; Hypocreales; Ophiocordycipitaceae
Product: sugar transporter domain-containing protein
Exons: 4
Coding region: 1-1437 (478 amino acids)
Biological process (GO): monosaccharide transmembrane transport
Cellular component (GO): membrane
Molecular function (GO): hexose transmembrane transporter activity
Source: RefSeq, a predicted model, not a curated record
AUGGCUGGUUCCGGUGUGCGCCAGUGUCUUCGCAACGUCACCGUCUACCUGUUGCUGCUUGUCACCAUCUCCACGCUCGGCCCGCUGCAGUUUGGCCUCCACCUCGCCGAGCUCAACGCCCCGCAAGAUGUCAUCACCUGCCGCAAAAAGUCCGUCUCGAUCGCUGCCCGCCUCUCGACAUGGGUCACUUCGUCCCGCCCCGGCAAGAACAAGAACCCGUCCCCCGGCCUCCUCCCCGACUGCAUCCCCAUGAACGAGGCCGCCUUUGCCACCAUCUCGUCUCUCUUCACCCUUGGCGCCCUCGCCGGUGCGCUCGCUGCUGGGCCCCUGUCCUCCAAGCGCGGCCGUCUUCCCGCCAUGCGCGCCACGGCUAUCCUCUACGCCGUCGGCUCCCUGAUUGAGGCGGUCGCAGCCAGUGUCUGGGUCAUGUCCCUGGGUCGUCUCAUCUCGGGCCUCGGCGCCGGCGCUUCCACCGUCAUCGUCCCCCUCUACAUCAGCGAAGUCUCUCCUCCCACCGAGAGGGGUCUUUUCGGGGCCAUGACCCAGGUCUCCAUCAACGUCGGCAUUCUCUUCACGCAGAUUCUCGGAUACUUCCUGAGCUACGGACACGAAUGGCGCUGGAUCCUCGGCGCUGGGUUGUGCAUCGCCGCCAUCCAGGCUACUGGCUUGCUUUGUGUGCCCGAGAGCCCGCGGAUCCGGGGCAAGAGAUCCGAUAUCCAGGGCGAGGUGGAGACGUGGGGUUCCGAGGGAAGCUCUCCGGCCCACGCGGAGCAUGAGGGUCUGCUGGCCGAGGCGGAUGCAACGGAGCCGCCUUCUCACUCGUUGACUGCAUCAAGGACGCCGGCCCACCUCGGCUUCGCGCAGAUUUGCGGCAUAAACUCGGUCAUUAUGUACUCCGUCUCUCUCUUCUCCAACAUGUUUCCGACCUCCUCGACCCUCCUGACUAUUGCCAUUUCGGCCGUCAACCUCAUCAUGACGGCUUCCUGCGCGCCGCUGCCGGACCGUCUCGGCCGCAAGGCCUGUCUACUUCUCUCCAUUCUGGGACAGGGCACCAGCGCUCUCGCCCUCGCCUUUUCCGUCGUAUUUGGGGUCAGGAUUCUCUCCGUCAUCGCGGUGCUGUGCUUUGUCGGCUUCUUUGCCGUUGGGCUCGGUCCGGUACCAUUCGUCCUGGCCUCCGAGCUUGUGGGCCAAGAGGCCGUGGGUGCGACGCAGAGCUGGGCCCUGGCGGCAAACUUCACGGCCACCUUUCUCGUCGCGCAGUUUUUCCCCAUCAUCAACACGGCGCUGAAUAAUGCGCUCGGCGGCCACGGCUGGGCUUUUUUUCUCUUUGCUGCACUGGCCGCCGGGUCGGCCUUGUUUGUGCUGCUCAAAGUGCCCGAGACUCGCGGCAAGAAGGACAUGGAUGAAGUUUGGGGCCGAAGUCGACGCGUGGAUUAG